AUGCCAGACGGCGGGGAAGGUGGGGACAGGAGCUUUGGCUGGGAGAGCCCUUUGCAGAGGGGACAGAAACGAGCCGGGGAGCCCCCAGAGCCCCGGCACGGCUGCGGGCUGGGGACGGCUCCCUGCAGGGACUUCCCCCGCCUAAUCCUCGCCCUUCCCGCGGCAGCAGGGCCGGCCUCUGGCUGCCGGACGAGGUGCGAGUCGGGGAGAACCUGGACAAAAACCCCUGUUGUCGCCGGCCGCCACCUCGGCCGCGGGAGCCCCGGAGCAGCGGCGCGAACACGCAGCCUUCCCUCGGCCGCCCCAGCGCCGCGUCCCCCGAGAGCUGCGAGCGGCUGCGGUUGCUCUUACUGGCCUACUUUCCGGGCUACGUCAAAGCCGGGCUUACGGAGCCGGGAGCCGCGGCGAGGGCGGCCGAGCAGCUCCCGGUGCCAGCGGGGAGCGGGGGCUAAUCCCGGCCCUGGGCAGCCCAGCCCGGCUGGCACACGCGGGGCGCUGGGCACCGGGGCUGCUGUGGGGCUGGGGACGUGCCGAGGCAGCGGCACAGCCACCGCGGGGUCCCCCGGGACAGGGACCCACCGGGAGAGCCGGAGCCCGAGCCCAAGGGCUGCUCCAGCGCAGUGGAGCUGCCGGUGCAGCCACGCUCCUGCACCCGCCAUCCUGAGAGGCCAGUGGGAGCGGGAUGGACCCCCGGCCAUCGUCCGCCCCCGGGGCCGCUCCACGCCCGAGCGCGGUGUCACCGCACGGGGACGGGUGAGGCGGUGGCGGCACCGCGUCCCCCGCCCCGGGACCAGCCGGUACUGCCCGUCCCCGCUCAGCCCCCGCGCCGUGGGCCGGGGGGGGCGCAUCCCGCUCUCCCCUCCGGGUCGCGCAGGAACGGGGACCCCCGCGGCCCCCCCAGCUGUCGGUACGCGGGGGCCGGGCGGAGGGGGGCGGCGGGGCCGGGGCGAGGGGCCGAGGGAAAGGAGCGGGCACGGGGCGGUGCUGCGCGGGGCCCGGCACGGCCCGGGGCGGCGUGGCCGGGCAGGGCCGGGCCGGGCAGCCGGUGCCCGCACGGCGGGGCCGCGCCAGGGCGCUGCGGGGCCGCCGGUCUCCGAGGCCCGUGCGGGGGCCGGGGGCGGCGCGGCCCCGGGCCAGGCGAGGCUGUCAGCGCCGGGGCGGUGCGGGACGGUGCGGGGCGGGCCCGGCGGGGCACCGCGGGGGGUGCGGCGGCCUCCGGGCCUGCGGGCCCCGGUGCCGCGGGCGGGGGCCGGUGACAAACUUGCGGCCGCUGCACCGUGCCGUGCCGUGCCGCUCGGUGCCCCGCAUGGCGUGGGGGAGGUGCCUCGACCCCCGCCCGGGGCCGCCCCCGCCCCGCAGGGCUGCGCGCCCGGCGGGGCAUCGGGCAGGGGGGGUACGGGGCCCGGGAGGUCACCCAGCGGCAUCGUCGCCGGAGCAGGGGCCCUGCGCCCAUCUGGGCUGGACAGGCGGAUCCGCGCCCGCUCCACCGCCGCUCCGCUCCGUGCCGCGCCGAGCCCCGGGCGCGGCGGCCUCCCCCCCGCGCCCCUCCCGGGGCCGCGCCGGGCGCGGAGCCCCCUCCCUCCCUCCCCGCGCUCCCUCCCUCGCUCCCUCCCCGCGCCCGCCCGUUCCCUCUCCGGACCGGCCCCCCCGCGCGGGCCGGGGCGCGCGGCACGCCGGGACCCGCAGUCCGCGGGGCGGCUCGGCGGCUCCCGGCCCCGGCGGACGGACUACGGCUCCCGGCAGCCCGCGCGGCCGCGGCUCGCUCUCGCCCUCACACUCCGGCUGCCGCUGCCAGUGUCUCCGCCGCCGCCGUCGCCGCCGAACCGCCGCUCGCAGCGCCCGGGGUCCGACCCGCCGCCUGGGGCAGGGGCCCGCCCCGGCCCGCCGCCCCUCGCCGCCCGCCCGCCUCGGGAAGCAGGUGCGUGCCCGCCGCCCCGCGCCGCCCCGCGCCGGACCCCGGCCCCCGCUGCCCGGGCACCCCGGGCCCGCGCCGCCCCGCACCCACGGCCGGCGAGGGCAAGCGGGGCGGGGGGGAGCGGGCGACCCGACCUCCACUCCCGGCCGUCCGGCCGGGGUCUCCAUGGAAACGGUCCCGGGACACCCCCGGGGGCGGUGGCGGGGAGGCGCGGGGGGGGUGGUGGUGGUGCGGGGUUGGGGGGGGGACGGCAGCGUCCUGCGGCGGGACAGCGGCGGGGGCGCGGCGGGGCGGUGGGCACUGACAGCGCCGGGCGGGGGGCAGCGAAGGGGCGGCGGCGGCGGCUCCGGCUCCCCGCCCCGCGACGGCGCGGCGGUGCCGCUGCCCUGCCCGGCGCGGCGUCUCCGGCACCGGCGGCACCUGCCGCUGCCGGGGCGGUGCGGGGGGUCCCGGGGCGGGGCGGGGCGGCCGCGGAGCGCGGCGCUCCCGGGGCGGCGGCGGGACGGCGGCGCCGGGCGCUCGCGGAGUUUGGCGGCGUGGCCCGAGCCCGCCCCGGCCGUCACCGUGCCCGGGGCCGGUCCGGCCGCGGGUGCCGGCCGGGCGGGCGCCGGGCGGUGGCGGAAGAGCCCUCCCCGGGGGCAGCGCGGCCGCCGCCACCUCCAUGUCCGGGGCUGCCCCGGUGCGGCAGCGCGGGGACCCGGCCGCGGCCGCCGGGGCUGCGGGACGCUCCGCCGAGGAGCGGCCCCGGGGGCAAACUGUUGAGCCGGGGGCUGCGGGAGCCGCCGCGGGGCAGCGCCGCGGGGCCUUGCCCCGGGCAGGGCUGCGGGGUGCGGGGCGAAGCCCCCGGAGCGGCCGCGGGGAACGCCGUGUCCCGGGCGGGGGGGUGCCCGCCCCGCGGGGCCGUGGGCCGUGCCGCGGCCUCGCGGGGCUCGGGAGUGGGACGUGCCGUGCCGCGGGCGGGGACCUCGGCCGCGAAACCCCCGCGGUCCCGGCCUCGGGGCGGGCUGGGGCUGGGGCCGGGGCGGUGCCGCUCCGCGCCGACGCCCCCCGCGGCCGGGGCGGGGCGGCGGGGGCGGCCGGUCCCCCCGCCCGUGCCCACGGUGAUGGCCGGGCAGCGGCAGGACCGGGCGGAGGAGGCGGCGCUUCCUGCCGCUCUUACCGGGGAGGAAACCAGCCCUCCCGCGGCGGUGUGGUCGGUACCGGGAGGAGUCCUGGCUCCUCGGUGA
Messenger RNA from Empidonax traillii (willow flycatcher), 3141 nucleotides. Its product is annotated as basic proline-rich protein-like. The transcript has 3 exons. The record is from RefSeq and is a predicted model, not a curated record. NCBI's taxonomy places the organism in Eukaryota, Metazoa, Chordata, Aves, Passeriformes, Tyrannidae. Bases 1 to 3141 code for a protein of 1046 amino acids.